This is a messenger RNA of Penicillium griseofulvum, 2985 nucleotides long. RefSeq names its product involucrin repeat protein. The record is from RefSeq and is a predicted model, not a curated record. Bases 1 to 2985 code for a protein of 994 amino acids. Lineage: Eukaryota; Fungi; Ascomycota; Eurotiomycetes; Eurotiales; Aspergillaceae. The transcript is spliced from 3 exons.
AUGACCGCCUCCGAUGCCCCAGCUCCAAUCCCGCCGCACGGAAAGUCACUCGUGGAUGGGUAUCGGGAUGCUCUGGACCCCCAACAUGAGGAGCGGUCACGAUAUAAUCCACUCAACUCGGCCCACCCGCGAAGCUCGGCUCUCCUGAAUGCCAACGACCCUGUCGCCAUGUACCUGUUGACCGAGACAGCUAUAGGGGAUAGCACAAAUUAUGAAGUGUUAUCCUUCGAGGAGGUGGAAGAGCUGAAGAAGGAAGUCACGUUACUAUCUACCCGCAUCCAGGGUACGAAGCGGAAACUGGCACUCGAAACGAAACUACGUGAUGCGGCGCAGUCUCUUGGUAGGCUCUAUAGCCCGCCUAGCCCACGAAGUAGCGGCGAAUACAAUUCCAAUGGCGGUUCGAACCCGCGCCGGAAGAGCCGGGGCAUAUUUGGUCGCAGUGAGGCUGCUGAGGCCCUUGACAAGAGCGACUCCGAACUCGCGGUCAGCCAGCGGCGAUGUGAGGAGUUGGCGCAGGAACUCUGGAAGCUGGAGAAGAGGUCUCAGAAGAUCAACCAGCGCUUGCUGGAGCAUACUGCCGGUAUCUUGCAGAUGACACACAAGGGUCUGAAAAAGGGUCCUAAAAACCCUGCUCCGCACACUUCGGAUAGCACCUAUGAUGAUCACAAAUUCGAUGACCGCAGUCUCUACCGGGCGGGCGAGCAUUUGGAUGACUUUGGCGUACACGGGAAGGGUGAGACCAACGCGGCCGCCGCAAUGAAUACGGAGGCCAUGCAGGCUACAGAAAGACGAUUGGAGGAACUGAGCGAGCGCAUGCAUGACAUGAUGAUACAGUCCAACCCCGGUGAAUUCAUCGAUCCUCCUCCGCAGCUGUCAGCAGGCGGAGGGCCUGUCAAUCCCACAGCAACGGUCGAAGCUCACCUGGCCUAUAUCAAGAAUGGCAUGAAUAAUAUCGUCUUACAUACGGGAGACGCUCCUACUCCUGUGACUGCUCGCGAUGUUGCUCCUGAAGCUGAGGGCGCCUGGAAACAUCAACUCACCAAAAUUAACAACCAAGUGCAAACCAUCGUUGAUCGGUUUGGGUUGACCCGUUCGCCAACCUUGCCUCCUCCUCCCGAUGCGUCUCACGGCGAGGGGCUGGAAGAACAACUCUCAUACCUUCAGACUGGUUUAGAUGGUCUGGAUAGUCGAGUGGAUGGAGUACUUGAGCAGAAGAGUAUCCUCACCAUACAAAUCCAGCAGCAACGCGAGCUCAACUCCAAGUCAGAUGCCGAACGAGAUGCCUAUAUCGGUGACCUAACAGAACAGUUGAACCACGCUCGCAGAGAUCUUGAAGUAUCUGAGCGUGAGGGUAACGCCAACCGCGACGAGCUGGCCCUUGUCAUGGGACAGCUCAACGCAAUGCGUCAAAAUGGUUCUUCCCAGGAAGAAGCCAAAGCGGCCCUAGUUCAGGCCGAGGGCGAAGUGGCACGUUUGCAAAGCGUUAUCACCUCGUUGCACAGCGAAGCUGAUGCCAGGGUUCGCGAAGUCAAGGAAGCCCGAGAUGCCCAAGAUGAAGCAGAGACCGAGCUUAAACGCUUGCAACAGUACAUCGACGAAGUGCAAAGAGAAAACGAUAGCAAGGCUGAGGAAGUCAGUGAUGCCCGCGACCGUGCAGAAGGCGAGGUCAAGCGGCUACAGGUCGUUGUUGCAUCAUUGCAAGAUGAUACCGACGCCAAGAACGAAGAGAUCAGAGAGGCCCGUGACCAUGCGGAAGAUGAAGUGAAGCGUCUACAGGUCGUCAUUGCAUCUUUGCAGACUGAUACCGACGCUAAGAUCGAAGAGGCCCGCCGCCAUGCAGAAGACGAAGUGAAGCGUCUACAAGUGGCCAUUGAGUCUCUGCGAAAUGAUACCGACGCUGAGAUCGAAGAGGCCAGGGAGGCCCGCGACCGUGCGGAAGACGAAGUCAAGCGCCUACAGGCCAUCAUUGAAUCUCUGCAAAACGACACCGCCGUCAAGAGCAAAGAGGCUGUGGAAGCCCGCGACCGCGCGGAAGAUGAAGUCAAGCGUCUGCAUAUCGUCAUUGAGACUUUACAAAAUGACGCCGACGCUAGAGACGGGGACAUCAAGGAAGCCCGAGACCGUGCGGAGAACGAAGUCCAACGCCUGCAGAGCGUCAUUGAAACCCUACAGAACGAUAGUGAUUCUAGAUCCGAGGAAGUUAGAGGUGCUCGUGACCGCGCAGAGCAAGAGGUGGCUCAACUCGAAGCCGCCAUCCAACAGAUCCGGAUUCAAUCUGAUGCCCGUAUUAAGGAAGCAGAUGAUCAGCGCGCGCAGUCCGAGCAUAAUGCCACUCGCCUGCAGAAUGAGAUGACUGAGCUCGAAGGCGAGAUUGUGCGGGUCACAACUGAACUGACUAUGGUCAAGGCAGAGCUGGAUGGUGCAUAUGGUACCCGAGCUGAACGCGCGGCAGAGGUGUCUUCCAACCCUAGUAUACAAAGGGAGAACGAUGCUCUGGUUACCCGCAACAUCGAGCUCACUGAGGAACUUGCUACUCUAAAGAGUCAGCGAGGAGGUGGUGAUCUUCAGCAGCGGGCGGAUACUCUUGAAAGAGAGCUUCGUGAGACCAUUGACGACUACGAAGCCAUGACAAAAGCCAGCAUCGAGUUUGAGAAGGAACGCGAACGUUUCGAAAGUUUCAUUGACAGUCUGCGGGAUCGCUGCGAGCAACUCGAGACACAACUGGCAGAAGAACGUAUCAGCUGGAUGAACUUGAGUAGUCCUACAUCUGUGGGCCGUGAUGGCACUUCUGAGACAACAUCUACUAUGGUGCUUAAGAAUGAGUUCAAGAAGAUGAUGCGUGAUACGCGCAACGAGAACAUGAAGAUACUGAGGGCCGAACAAGAAGAACGUCGCAGAAUUGAAGGGUUGCUGCGAGCCCUAAGAAAGGAGCACGCCCAGGUGACUGGCAAGCCAAUGCCCAGCCCAGGUGGCACUCCAUUAUGA